GACGGUAAAAAAUCACAAAAAAGAAGAAGAAGAAGAAGCAGCAGAAACAGAAGCUCGCGUAGUGACGUUUAUGUGGACAAAAUUGCCCCAGAGAAUAGAGUACUUUAAAAUAUAGUGUAGGAAGCUGGUGUGGGAGAGAUUGAGUGCGAGUUAAUGUUGAGACCUAUAGAGAUCAUGUCGGACGCAGCUAUGGAGGAAGUUUCCGUGUUAUCGUCCAUUUACUGCAGAGACGGAGAGUUCCAAAUUGUUCAACAGUCUGCACAGGACGGUCUGGUGGUCCAACUCAACUGUACCGGUGGAAAAGACGGCAAGCUGAAUGUGAGCGUGAUGUUCCAUCUAGACCCCAGCUACCCUUCCUCUACUCCUCUCAUCUCCAUCUCUUCCACUGGCCUCUCUAAGUCUCACUGUCACAACAUUAGGCAGAAGCUGAUGAGUCGUGCUGCAGAGCUUCCCCCAGAACCAAUGCUUCACCAGCUGGUGGAGUACUUGCAGCAGGAAUGUAUGGAACCAACGGACGACCAACUAGCAGAUGAGGAGAAGACUGGAGAGGAGAGAGGAAAACAACAGAAGUGGACAUCGAUUCUAAUGCUUGACCACAUCAGAUCUCAAAAGCGAUAUAUUGGACUCCUGGAAUGCUGGAGCCAGCAGCUGCAGCUAGCUGGUAGACUAUUACUGGGGCAGAUUAUACUGAUUAUUCUGCUGGGAGAAAGACCUAAAAUUAAGGAGUUUUGUCGCCGUUUAAAGACAGUUAAGGUGGACGUGGAUUCUUCUGGCAAGAAAUGCAAAGAGAGGAUGAUGAAGGUUCUUGCUGAAAACCCAUCUUCUUUCCCCUGUCAACAAAGUUUCCAGGGAUUUGCAGUGACAAACUACAAGUCUUUAUCAGAGCUGACUGGUGUCUUUGAGAAGCUAAACAUGGCUGGGCUUUAUCAACAGAUGCUGCCUUCAUUAAGUGCCUGAUAGAAGAAAUGUCGCAUAUACUCCUAAUGCCUAUUCAUGUUGGAUUUACAGACCCAAAUGUAAUAUUUGCUAUUUAUUUCAAGUGUUUAUUUUGUAUCUAUAAGUUUAUAAGAGGUGCUAUUUUUCCUGCUAAUUCAAUCUCUGUUAUACUUGUUUAAAGAAGUUUAUGAUUAAACGGAUAUUUGAAUGACCCUGCUUUCCAAAUCUGGAUCUUAUAAACGCCAUACCCCAUUUCCACCCACAUGCAGUAAUUUUGACCCAUAUAUGUCCAUUUCAUACCUGGACACUAACUAUAUGUGGCACCCAUCUAUAUAAUCCAUUGCAUAUAACUGCAGUAAUCCUCUUUUCUUGUUUGUGCAGUAACCAAACUUACGAAUAGUCAUAGCUCUGUUCAGCUGUCACUUCCCUCAGCUCGCAGCAGGCAUGACUUCAUGGAAUUCUUCAUGAACAAAAUAGAUUCAAACAAAGUAUAUUUUAUACAAAUUAUAUUUAAUUAUUGUUAUCCUUGACAUGCUAACUAUCUCUAUAGUAAGUGAGGUAGCAUUAGAAAUUCGUUACACCGUCCCCCAGCAUAUAACAAAAAUUGCUGAAUGGGGUGGAUUGGAACACUCUUCAGCCUGGAAGGGGACAGGGUGUGAAGUUUGUCUUUUAGAUUUAAAGAGCACCACAUCAAGAUUAAUUGCUCUCAGGUAAACCACAGAGCAGGAACAAAAGAGCUGUGGGGCAACAAAAACGAGGAAUUUAGACCAAAUCAUGUGAAAAGCAAGGAUUUAAAAGAAUGGUGUGUCCUCUUUAAUAACCAAGCUCCAUCAUGCAUCAUAUGUUCGUAACAGAGCACUUCAGUCUCAAACUGCAAUUCUACUGUUGCUUCCUAGAAUUUCUAAAAGGAGAAUGGAAGACGGGUCUUUUCGUUAUCAGGCUGCUCUCCGGUUGAACCAGGUUCCAGUUUUAGUCUGUAGACAUCCCAUCGACUUUUAAAGAGGACACAUGCUUCCUUUUCAAACUGAAAUAAUUCAGUUGUGAGCUGUAUAAAGUUGAACUGCAUAUAUAAUGUAAUAUUUUUAUUAUUUAUUAUUGUAAUAGCCCCCCACCUCUUGAACAAUAUUCAGAGCAGCCUCAACAGGUGAUUUUCAGUUUUUUUAUUUUCCUUUUUUUUAUUUUCCUUUUCCAUCUGGAUCACCAUCAUCAUAGUGAAAUCUACAAAUACCAUUAAAUCAAAACAGAAUAUAAACAAUCAACACAAUGUUAAUCCAAACAAACAAACAUCUAUGAACAAUCUAAGAAAUGUGAAAAUUAUUUUGAAAUCAUUUACACUGCUCAUUUGAAUAAUUUAGUCUGUUACACAUAUAUUUACAUGUUAAUCUGUCUCUGAACGUAGACAAUAAUGAGAAUAAUUAGCAUUAUAAAUACCUGUCAUAACUAGAGAAAGUUUGGAAAUUAGGUAAGUAUUGAACUCAGGAAGGCCUUGAGAUUAGUGUUGACAUAGAAUUAAGCCUCUUGUGGAUGAGAAGUGGUCUUUUUAAAAAAGCGUAUGAAGAACCAAGUGUCUGUAAAUACAGCACACAGAACCUUUUACCUAAUGGAGGUUUGAAAUGUCCACGUUAUGUGAAGAUGAUUCUGUGCUUCUUUCAGGUCAUUUGACCAUGGAAAUGACUUAAGAUUACUGGUAUAUAUAUCUGUAAAACUGCCAGAUAAAACCUGUCGUCUAGUGCAUGUCAUCAAGAGUGUUUGUUAGUUGCGUACAUCUUGAUAAAUCAUUCUUGAUGCCAUGAAGAAUUCUGUUUAAUUCACAGUACAAACCCCUGUUUCUUUGAGAGACCAAGAACAUUCUGAUGAUUUGUGUAAAUUGUGUAUGAAUGGCACAUGCAAAUAAACGGUCUCUCUGAUGAGCUGGACUGAA
Molecule: messenger RNA, 2857 nt
Organism: Fundulus heteroclitus (mummichog)
Lineage: Eukaryota; Metazoa; Chordata; Actinopteri; Cyprinodontiformes; Fundulidae
Gene: rwdd3
Product: RWD domain containing 3
Exons: 5
Coding region: 154-957 (267 amino acids)
Biological process (GO): positive regulation of hypoxia-inducible factor-1alpha signaling pathway; positive regulation of protein sumoylation
Molecular function (GO): protein binding
Source: RefSeq, a predicted model, not a curated record